This is a messenger RNA of Rangifer tarandus platyrhynchus (Svalbard reindeer), 569 nucleotides long. The record is from the annotation of a GenBank genome assembly. Lineage: Eukaryota; Metazoa; Chordata; Mammalia; Artiodactyla; Cervidae.
AUAAUUUUCAAGAACACAUGGAAAAAGUCUUGGUCAUACCCUCUUCUUCCCCAAAGAACUAUGCAAAUGAAACGCUGGAGACUGAGAUCGAGGCUCUCAAGGCGGAGCUGCUCUUCAUGAAGAAGAACCAUGAGGAGGAAGUAAAGGGUCUACAAAACCAGAUUGCCAACUCUGGGCUGACUGUGGAGUUGGAUGCCCCCAAACCUCAGGGCCUCAGCAAGAUCACGGCAGACAUCCGGGCCCAGUAUGACGAGCUGGCUCAGAAGAACCGAGAGGAGCUGGACAAGUACUGGUCCCAGCAGGUUGAGGAGAGCACCACAGUGGUCACCACGCAGACCGCUGAGAUAGGAGCUGCUGAGAUGACCCUCACAGAGCUGAGGCGCACCGUCCAGUCCCUGGGGAUCGACCUGGAUUCCAUGAGAAACCUGAAGGCCAGCUUGGAGAACAGCCUGAGGGAAGUGGAGGCCCGCUACGCCAUGCAGAUGGAGCAGCUCAACGGAGUCCUCCUGCACCUGGAGUCAGAGCUGGCCCAGGCCCGGGCAGAGGGGCGACGCCAGACCCCGGAGUAG